AUGGGAAACCAUAAUAGUCACGACAAGCCUAGCACAGAUGGAAGUGGCAGUGGGGCUAGUACACCUCGAGGGUCGACUCGUGGAGCUAGAUCGGGUUCCAGCGGAGAGCUACAAGGUCACACAGAUAAGCCGGAACCUCCUGCGCCCUUGUCGCUCGUGCCUGUAGAAAAACUAGGAAAGUUGCUGGCCCAACGGUCACAAAAGGAGGAUGGCGUCAAUGGUGUCACAGAAAAUUCUUUUACGAAAUAUCUAUUUCCCCGGUAUCCGGAACUGGCCCGUCAGUUCUAUUGGUAUAUCCACAGACUGGGCAAGUGCAAGAAUAAGCAUAUCCCCCUAAACACCUUCCGUCACCAAUGCGAACGGAUUCUCGCCAUACUGGAUGACAAUGUUAUUAUUGAUACAUAUGUCAGAAUGUUCUGCACGGAUCCUGAAGAAGCCAAGGUAACCCCGGAAGAUUUGCGUAGUCUACUUUAUGUCAGCUAUAAACUGUCUAUGGACUACUAUCCAGAAGGACCCCAGACCUGCAUGCAGAUUAACAAGACGUUAAAUGCGGUAGUCAAUGGAUGUUACAAUAAGAAGGAGUCACACAGUGUUGGAUUUGUGGUACGCUGGUUGGAGGAACAUUGUCAUCGACUCAUCUUUCCUGUACACAGAUACUGCGUCCAUUUAUUAGCCACUCGUCACCGUGAAUUGGAAUCCCAACUGGAUUCCAGUCCCGGUGAAAGUGGAACUGGAAUUGAGUUGGCCACGCCCGUAUUGGACCGAGUGGGCCCUCGUGCUGCAUUAUUGCCUGUUUCUGCUGCUUGGCUGGUCGCUGCAACAUUGUCACAGCUAUACACCCGCCCGCUUAAGCCUCCACCGGUAACAACUAGUGGUGGGGGCAGCGCGAGCGCAGCCUGGAUGUCGAGACUAGUCUGUGCGUUGCCUUCACAUUGGGUGCCGCUUUACUCCUCUAACGAACACGGUCUGGGAGCCAAUCGAUUUUUGCAUCAUACGCUCGCGUAUAGAGGUCCUACACUAGUGGUGGUGUCUGGGAAGGCGGAAUGUGGUGAAACAGUAACAGUGGUGGUGGCGUCGCCGCAGGAGUGGCGAGAGACACAUCAGUAUUGUGGCGGACCAGACUGUGCCCUAGUACAGCUUUACCCAACGUUCUCGCUGGUUGAGCGCGGUCCUCGAAUGCUAUACCUUAACACAUGUAUACGUGGAUACCCAAAAGGACUUCGCGCUGGUGCUGACCCUCGAUCGCCACAACUCUCUGUUAACGAGGGCUUUGAUGGCUUUACGUUUCAGGGAGCGCCUUAUCCGCUUAAUGCUAUUGAGGUCUGGGGUUGCGGCGACGGUGCAUUGCGCGAGUCACAGUUGGACGUCAAGAAGUGGCAAGUCAAAGAGGCUGAGCGGCAUAGAAAUGUAAAGAUAUCGGCAGCUGAUUGGAUCGAACAUCCUGAUAGAUAUUUACUUCAAAUGGCCGGCCGCCCUCAGUAUAAUACAACUGCUUCAUAG
Molecule: messenger RNA, 1500 nt
Organism: Pieris macdunnoughi
Lineage: Eukaryota; Metazoa; Arthropoda; Insecta; Lepidoptera; Pieridae
Source: the annotation of a GenBank genome assembly